UAUUAUUGUAUCAUCAUUGUAAUGCAUAAAUGUCCAAGUUAAUCUGGUCACAGUGCAGCUACUUAACUGCUUUUAUGUGGUGUUACGUAAAGUGAUGCAUCACAUUUAGAAUGCUCAUUAUGUUUGUACGUACAAUUGUAAACUGUGAUGUCACUCCUAACUACAACUGUCAAAUAAAUGUAGUGGAGAGAAAAAAAGCAUUGAGAUUUAAUGCUGAAAUGUAGUUAAUUAGUGUGCAAAGUAGCAUCAAAUAGAAAUUAUCAAGUUGAGUAAAAAACUACAUUCGCUUCAGCUUUUACCUCAUUUCGAGCUGAAUGCCUUUACUCCCAAUCUUUAAGCAAUCAGAGCGGCUCUGCUGAUCCAGCGCUGGUACCGUCAGUAUGUCGCCCGGCUGGAGGUGAGACGCAGGUGCACAUGGAACAUCUUCCAGUCUAUUGAGUAUGCAGGAGAGCAAGACCAGAUCAAGCUCUACAAUUUCUUUGGCUUCUUGAUGGACCACUUCACUCCAGCCAGCAGUGAAAGAAACCUAAUAUCUCACAUCUUUCGAGAGAAUGAAAUCUGUCGUGACACAGAAUGGGAGAGGUAUUUCUGCUACAAGAGCAUCGAGGUCCCUGACAGCUACACCGGCCCCCAUCUGACCUUCCCCGUGACCUUCUGUGGCGUGUCGAAGCUGGUGGAGGCGUUCAAGCACAAACAACAGCUUCACGCUCGGUAUGUUCUGCAGCUUCUUGGAGAGACAUGGAGACUUCUAAGAAUUCUUCCAAACAUCAGUCAAGUCUCCGCCUGCCACAACAAGCAGAUUACCAUAUGUGGAGAUUUACAUGGCCACCUUGAAGACCUGCUGUUGAUCUUCUAUAAGAAUGGUUUGCCAUCCUCUGAGAAACCGUAUGUCUUCAAUGGCGACUUUGUGGAUCGCGGUAAAAACUCUUUAGAGAUCCUGCUCAUCCUGUUUGGGUUCCUGCUGGUCUAUCCCAACGAUGUUCACCUGAACAGAGGGAACCAUGAGGACCACAUUGUUAACCUGAGAUACGGUUUCACGAAAGAAGUUCUGGGAAAAUAUCGGGUGCAUGGCAAGAAGAUCCUAAAGCUUCUCCAGAAGAUUUUCAGCUGGCUGCCUCUGGCCACAGUGAUUGAUAAUAAGGUGCUGAUUGUCCAUGGGGGGAUCUCCGACACAACAGACCUCGACGUAAUAGCCAGAGUGGACCGACACAAAUAUGUGUCAGCUCUCCGGCCUCCUAAGCCGACCCAUCAUCCAGAAAAUGUCAGUAUGACUCAGAGAAUGAACAACAGGAACAGGGGGGCGGAUGAACAAGAGUUAGGCCGGCGUCGAGUGUAUUCUCUGACUUACCUCGGCUCGGCCCCGGGGCACAGGCACCAGGCCCCACGCCGCUCGCUCCACAACACGCCCGUGAGCGGUCAACUCAACUGGUCAUUGGAAGAGGAACUGAAAAGGAGGCGCAGGCUGGCGGGGUUUGACCAGUCCUACGUAGAAGUGAAGAUGUCUGACUCAGACUCAGACCCGGAGUCUGGAGAAACAACACAGACAGAUGUGGAUGAGUGGAAACAAAUAGUGGACGUGUUAUGGAGUGACCCAGUGCCCCAGAAUGGCUGUUUUCCUAAUGAGGUGCGAGGCGGAGGAUGCUACUGGGGGCCUGAUGUCACUGAGGAGGUGCUGGGAAGACACAGCCUCCAGCUCCUCAUCCGCUCCCAUGAGUGCAAACAGGAUGGCUACGAGUUCUGCCACAACCGCAGGGUGCUGACUAUAUUUUCAGCGUCUAACUACUACGAGGUGGGCAGCAACAGAGGAGCCUACAUCAGAAUGGGCCCUGAUCUGGUGCCCCACUUCAUUCAGUAUCAGGCCAGCAGGACAUGCAGAGAGCUCACCCUGACACAAAGUGUCGGCUGGACAGAGAGAUCAGCACUGCGAGCUCUGAGGGAACAGUUGUUCGUACACAAGUCCGAUCUCAUCAAUGCCUAUCAGGAGUUUGAUCCUAACAACAAAGGGGUGAUCUCUCUGAAGGACUGGGCCAGCGCCACAGAGAGAGUUCUGAAUCUGGGUCUGCCCUGGAGGGUGCUGCGCUCUCAGCUGGUCAGCAGCACCCAGGAUGGCAUGGUGGACUACAAUCAGUGGAUAAGGGAGCUCUCCAUCACUGAGCCCAAACUCGAGAUCUCAGAUAACAGCAUCCUGGAGACGAUGUACAAAAACCACUCCAACCUGGAAACCAUCUUCAGAAUCAUAGACACAGAUCACUCAGGUUUGAUCUCUUUUGAGGAGUUUCAUCAGACCUGGAAACUCCUGAGCUCUCAUCUUAAGACAGAGAUCAGCGACAAGGCCAUCGCAGACCUGGCACAGAGCAUCGACUUCAACAAGGACGGCAGCAUCGACAUCAAUGAGUUCAUGGAGGCUUUCCGGCUGGUGGACCUCUCUGCACACACCUGAGAGUCUGGACCAGGCCGUGAAGCUGUACCUGCUGAUCUGCUACAUAGAGACAGUACAGAACUGGUAGACUUGGAGACACAUCUGUGGAAAUCCAAAUGUUUAGUAGCAUCUCAUCCCUUUGACCUGUGUGGAUCAAUCUACAUCUUAGAUUUCAGUUGUUUUUUUUACCUUUUUGUAUUUAUGCAAGAAGCUGGUGUAUCAUACAGAUUUUCAGUGCAUUUGCUUGUUUAAAGUACAACAAUCAUGCAUCAAUGUAUGUGUAUGUUUUGUAUGCAAAAUCUUAUCCUGCACAACUCUAUAGUAAUCAGUCACUACUUCCACAGCGUGCUUUCCUUCU
Centropristis striata (black sea bass) is the source of this 2777-nucleotide messenger RNA. RefSeq names its product serine/threonine-protein phosphatase with EF-hands 2-like. Gene Ontology annotation, molecular function: protein serine/threonine phosphatase activity; Hsp90 protein binding; iron ion binding. NCBI's taxonomy places the organism in Eukaryota, Metazoa, Chordata, Actinopteri, Perciformes, Serranidae. Gene Ontology annotation, biological process: detection of stimulus involved in sensory perception; negative regulation of MAPK cascade. The record is from RefSeq and is a predicted model, not a curated record. Gene Ontology annotation, cellular component: cytosol; nucleus. The transcript has 15 exons. The coding region runs from base 491 to 2440 and encodes 649 amino acids.